AUGGCCAUGACCACACAGAGCACGGAGGUGGCACCGCUUGCCUACCGCAAGAUCGUGUACCACUCUGCCAAGUACAUGUCAUCUACGGUCAUCGGCAUACUCGUAGGCACGACUCGCGAGCGUGUGGAGGAUGUGAUCCCGUUCGUGCAUCACUGGCACACGCUCAGUCCCAUGACCGAGGCUGGUAUGGCCCUGGUUGAAGCGCACACAGCCAAGCACCACCAGCAGAUCCUGGGUCUGUACGAGGUGCCUGAGCAUCUAGCACAGAAGGACGUGUCGCCUACCACGGCUGCCUUGGCCGAGACACUGGCCACCAGGAUGGGCCACGCACCGCUGCUUUUCAAUCUCAAUGGCACGAAAUUGAUGGAUAUCCGCGGCGCCAUAGAUGCCACGGUUCAGGGACGCACUGUGCAGGUUCAAGUCCCCCAACCAGAGUCGCUCGCUUUGGCCCUGAGGCAGGAAUUAGGACAGGGUGUUUUUCAGUUCCUCUAUGAUUGGGACGACCAUCUCGAAAACACCCAACUCGAUUGGCUCACCAACCCCGACCUGGCCUAG
Molecule: messenger RNA, 555 nt
Organism: Malassezia restricta
Lineage: Eukaryota; Fungi; Basidiomycota; Malasseziomycetes; Malasseziales; Malasseziaceae
Product: UPF0172 domain protein
Exons: 2
Coding region: 1-555 (184 amino acids)
Cellular component (GO): EMC complex
Source: RefSeq, a predicted model, not a curated record